UAAGUUGUGAACGACUUUCAUUAAAUUCAUUAUUAAAGUGUAGAAGAUUCGAUUGUUUUUGAAACAACAUAUAAUUAUAAAAUAAUCUAAUAUUUCGUAAAACGUGUUGAAUAAAGAAAUUAAUAAUGUAUCUCCUUGAAUAUACGUUUAAUUAUAAUUUACUAGUGGAUUUCAAAUUAUUAAUCUAAUUCAGGAUAAACUCAUUUAUUAACUAAUUACUUAAGAGAAUAAAAAUAUUAUACGAAAAAAGUGUUGAGUGACAUUAACUGAUAUCAAGAACAUAACCUCAAAAUGGUUUAUCUUGGACCAGGGGUGCAAUAUGUAGCGGAAAGCGGAAGGGCGUUUAUUUCGCCAAACAAUCCUCAAGACGUCCUCAUGGAUAACAAAAAAAUGUUAAUGAUGCAGAAACGAGACGUCAUACUCACGGCUGUAUUCUCUAGUCUCGCUGCUAUAAUUCUGAUAGCAGGUAUAAGUGCUGCUUGUUAUUUCUUUCACAAAAGGAGACGUAAGCGAGAUGAGGAAGAGGAGGAUUCUCAGGAAGUUACUUAUUGUCGAAAAGUGGAGGAGGUUCAAGAGAAAAAAUCACGCUUAAAUGGAUUUCUUACGUUAAAGACGCCCCUGAUUUCCACUAAAACUCUGGGCUACUUAUGA
Messenger RNA from Diorhabda carinulata, 651 nucleotides. RefSeq lists its product as uncharacterized. The record is from RefSeq and is a predicted model, not a curated record. The transcript has 3 exons. Lineage: Eukaryota; Metazoa; Arthropoda; Insecta; Coleoptera; Chrysomelidae. The coding region runs from base 292 to 651 and encodes 119 amino acids.